Molecule: messenger RNA, 1326 nt
Organism: Exophiala xenobiotica
Lineage: Eukaryota; Fungi; Ascomycota; Eurotiomycetes; Chaetothyriales; Herpotrichiellaceae
Exons: 1
Coding region: 1-1326 (441 amino acids)
Biological process (GO): protein modification process
Cellular component (GO): P-body
Molecular function (GO): ATP binding
Source: RefSeq, a predicted model, not a curated record
AUGCAUUGCAGUGAAAAUGAUGAUUCGAGACUUCCAAGCCACCAGCAUUCCAAAACCUUGCAUGCGUUGGUUGAUUAUCCGGAUGAAUACGUGCAACCGUUGAUGUUAGAUGCCCUUCAAUCACUCAGGGGGUUCUCGAUCCAGGCCAUUUCCUCCAUGAGCGACUUGCAGAAUCCUGCAGAUCCCGUGUUACAAUUUACAGCAUACGAGUCCUUGGACUUCGAACAUGCCAUGCAGCAUCCAAGAACAUCUCAAGUUUGCGCAUAUGUGAUAAGGAAAGCCCUUAUUCGCAAGCAUUAUCUCUCCAAUACUGUGUCCACGUGGCUGGUCAAACACCCCGAUAGUGCCUUGGCGAAUCAUUUUCGUCCUUGCGUCCAUUUUGAGCUUGACUUUGCAGAGUUUCUGGAUGAAGCUCUGGUGGAUGCAUGGGAUUUGAACGAAAGUAUGGCAGAGAACGAGCAAAAGGAGUCCUCGGAACAAAAGAACUGGUGGAUUCUAAAGCCAGGUAUGAGUGACGGGGGCAACGGCAUCAGAUUGUUCUCCAGCUUGGAAGAACUUCAAGCUAUCUUCGAAGAGUGGGAAGAAACCGCUUCUGAGUACAUCGCUGAAGAUGAGGCGGCGGAUGGCCUGGGGGAGAGUACCCUAGAAAGCAAACAAGACACCUGGCACCAAGGUAACGCAAUGACGUCUCAACUCAGGCAUUUCAUAGUCCAGCCUUACAUCGAUCCUCCCUUAUUGCUCGAAGCCUACGGCAACCGGAAAUUUCAUAUCCGGGCAUAUGUCCUGGCUGCCGGAGCAUUGAAGGUCUAUGUGUACCAAGAAAUGCUAGCCUUGUUUGCAGCAAAAGCAUAUCAGUCACCGCGUCUCAGCGAAAAGUCGGAGAUCUUGGAUCUGGCACAACACUUGACAAAUACCUGUUUUCAGGAUGAAGCUUCGAAGAGCUCCUCGGUCCAUCGAUUCUGGUCUCUUGCCUCGCCCGACAUGCCGGCCGAUUGGAAGGAGAGGAUAUUCCAGCAAAUCUGCGAUGUCACCGGCGAGGUAUUCGAGGCUGCUGCUCGAGAGCAGAUGGUGCAUUUUCAAGUUCUCCCUAACGCAUUCGAAGUUUUUGGGGUUGACUUCUUAGUCGACAAAGAUGCGAAUGUGUGGCUGCUUGAGCUCAAUGCCUAUCCCGACUUCAAGCAGACAGGAUUGGAUCUCCAGGGUGCUAUUGUCGGAGGCCUUUUCGCGGAAGUCGCUCACGCAGCUGUUGCACCAUUCUUUGGUGAUGCUGAGCAUGUAACCCCCCAGAUGCCGCUAGUCAGAACCCUUGACCUGGGUCGCGGUUGA